Molecule: messenger RNA, 2636 nt
Organism: Oryza sativa Japonica Group (Japanese rice)
Lineage: Eukaryota; Viridiplantae; Streptophyta; Magnoliopsida; Poales; Poaceae
Product: probable methyltransferase PMT2
Cellular component (GO): endosome; trans-Golgi network; cytoplasm
Molecular function (GO): methyltransferase activity
Source: RefSeq, a predicted model, not a curated record
CUCUCUUCUUCCGCCGUGGACUCAUCGUCUCCAACGCCACACGACACGACGCGACGCGACGCGACGCGAGAAAAAGUCAAAAGCAGCAGCAGCGGCGGAGCAACCAAGCCUACCUCCACCAAAAUCUUCUCCCCCCCUCUCCUCUCCUCUCCACCCGCCGGUGACCCGAGCCCCCCCACCGCCUCACGCCGCCGCCGCCGCCGCCGCGGGGAGUUCCAUUCCACCGGGUCGCCUUCCGGCCGUCUCCUGCAGAGAGGUUCAUGAGGGGCUCGAGGAUGAAUCCAGGUGACCGUAGAACGCGGAGCACGAUGUCCAUCGUAAUUGUGAUGAGUUUGUGCUGCUUCUUUUAUAUACUAGGAGCUUGGCAGAAAAGUGGGACCGGAAGGGGGGAUAGUAUUGCAUUGAGGGUGACAAAAGAGACCGACUGUACAAUCUUGCCAAACUUGCACUUUGAGACCCAUCAUAGCUUAGGUGGUGUUAAUCCUUUGGUCAUGACCGAUAAAGUCUUUGAGCCAUGCCAUAUUCGAUACAGUGACUAUACUCCUUGUCAGGAUCAGAACCGAGCAAUGAACUUUCCUAGAGAAAAUAUGAACUACCGAGAGAGGCAUUGUCCUACAGAGACUAAGAAACUGCGCUGUCUAAUCCCAGCACCCAAAGGCUAUGUCACCCCUUUUCCUUGGCCCAAGAGCCGUGACUAUGUUCCAUAUGCAAAUGCACCAUAUAAGAAUUUGACAGUUGAGAAGGCUGUUCAGAACUGGGUCCAGUUUGAGGGAGAUGUGUUUAGAUUUCCAGGAGGGGGGACAAUGUUUCCCAAUGGAGCAAAUGCCUACAUUGAUGAGCUUGCAUCCGUCAUUCCAUUUACUGAUGGCACCAUUAGGACUGCACUUGAUACUGGAUGCGGGGUUGCCAGCUGGGGUGCUUACCUAAUGGACAGAAAUGUAUUAACCAUGUCAUUUGCACCUCGAGACUCACAUGAAGCUCAGGUUCAAUUUGCAUUGGAGCGAGGUGUUCCUGCAGUAAUUGGAGUGCUUGGAACUAUAAAACUACCAUACCCCUCUGGAUCUUUUGAUAUGGCCCAUUGCUCACGCUGCUUAAUCUCCUGGAAGUCAAAUGAUGCGAUGUACAUGUUUGAAGUAGAUCGGGUUCUGAGGCCUGGUGGCUAUUGGAUAUUGUCUGGUCCUCCCAUCAAUUGGAAGACAAAUCACCAAGCAUGGAAAAGAUCCAAGGAAGACUUAGAGGCAGAACAAAAUGUAAUCGAAAAAAUUGCUGAAAUGUUGUGCUGGGGUAAGAUUCAUGAGAAGGGAGAUACUGUUAUUUGGCGCAAAAAGGCAGAUUCAAAUGAAUGUCAUAAUAAGGAUGACCAUCCUAGCAAGAUGUGCAAAAUUCAAGAUGCAGAUGAUGUCUGGUAUAAGAAAAUGGAAGGUUGUAUAACACCUUUCCCGGAAGAAGCACAGCUACGGAAAUUCCCAGAGAGACUAUUUGCUGCCCCUCCCAGAAUUCUACAGGGUCGCACCCCAGGUGUUACAGAAGAAAUUUUUGAGGAGGAUAAUAAGUUGUGGAAGAAGUAUGUCAGUACUUACAAGAGGAUAAACAAGCUGAUAGGUUCUUUGAGGUAUAGGAAUAUUAUGGACAUGAACGCAGGGCUUGGAAGUUUUGCGGCAAUUAUUGAUUCUCCAAUAUCUUGGGUAAUGAAUGUUGUGCCCACAAUAUCUGAGAAGAACACUCUUGGUAUCAUUUACGAGCGAGGUCUUAUUGGCAUAUACCAUGAUUGGUGUGAAGCCUUCUCUACAUAUCCUAGGACAUACGACUUGAUACAUGCCAAUGGUCUCUUCAGCUUAUACCAGAAUAAGUGCAACAUGGAAGACAUUCUUCUGGAGAUGGAUAGGAUUUUACGUCCUGAGGGCGCAGUCAUACUGCGGGACAAUGUUGAGGUGCUGAACAAGGUUAGGAGGACAGUGAUGGGGAUGCGGUGGAAAUCCAAGUUGCUUGAUCAUGAAGAUGGGCCUCAUAUACCUGAGAAGAUUUUGGUUUCAGUGAAAAAGUAUUGGGUUGGCAAUGAAGAAGAAAACAGUUCAUAGAUACCCUUUUUUUAUGUUGUACCUGUUCAUAGAUCCGGUUCAUACUUCAUAGGUACAGGCCUCACCAUUCCCAAUCAAGAUGACAUACAGGUAGAGUAUUUUUUAUGUCCUGCAUAUUGGUUGUGCAUAUACAGAAGCAGGGCAUUAAGGGCAAACGUUGGUGAUUUGCCAACACAUUUUGUAGGUAAAGAGGAAGAUAGUUUGUGCUGAGAUGAACGUACCCAUUGUAUUACAGAUCCACACAGGAACAUUUUCCGAGUGAACAAGUGUUGCCCCAUGUAUUUUGUUUGUGCUGCUUGUACAACAUGGAACAUUAGCAGUACAUGUACAAGUAACAAGGAGACAAGGAGUUGUACACACCACAUAUCUACUAUCACCUACCUAGGUUUCUCCUCACCUACAGCUGAUAAGAUGUUGUUUGGUCACAGGGGCGACGCUACAGCCUGGUCACACAUAUGAUGGAUUAGAUAUAGUGUACUUUAGUGAAGUCGGUCAAGCCUCCGGGAUGGACCCGUAGAGGUAGCAACAAUUCUGAAUUCUGCUCGACGGAGUUUAUAA